Molecule: messenger RNA, 1855 nt
Organism: Triplophysa dalaica
Lineage: Eukaryota; Metazoa; Chordata; Actinopteri; Cypriniformes; Nemacheilidae
Gene: tmem265
Product: transmembrane protein 265
Exons: 2
Coding region: 586-1605 (339 amino acids)
Source: RefSeq, a predicted model, not a curated record
GCCUACAAAUGACACACUGCAAUCAUAAACUGUCGCUUUCUUUCUCCUGUUUCGCACUAUUGCGUUGCUGAAGUAUGAACAUGACACCGGAGGAAACGGGGAAAGCGCCUUCCGUCACAUAAUCAGGGAGCAACACGAUUUUACUGCACUUCGGAGUCUGACCGACUUCUGCUCCUCAGUCUGCAAAAGCUUCAUCACAGCUGCCGGAGCCCCAGACCUCGAGUCCGUCAAUUCUGCACGGACAACCGGGAUACUCACCUGCGCGUGGUCGAGAUAACGAUAUAACACCAAUGUCGAUUAUAUAAGGGUUCUUCGGCACUGCAAAAAGUCAGAAGAGAGCAAGGGUACUCGUCCAAACGGAGCAUGUAUCGUGGACAAUGUAGCCUUUGAGCUCGAAGAAGCCGACUCUCGGGAUUCAUUUCCACAUGUAGUUAUGCUGGGAAUCCGUAUGGUCUUAUUAAACGAACAAAUGCGACCGACCCGCCGGAUUCAGAUAACAUCGUCUACAUGCAUGCUGGUCGUUAGAUCGAGACCGCUUUUCGAAGUAUAAAGGACCGACAAGACAUCCAAGCGCAUGUUUUGGGCAUGUUGCCCUCGCCCCAGGUGUGCGUGUCUACUCUGGUGACAGUGAGCACAAUGGCAGUGGUCGACCUCUACCUGCUGGAGCAAAGCAUGCUGGGACCUCGAGUCCGUCCUGCUGUAUGGCCAUGUGUCGCUGUUGCACUGGGUGAUCUGUGUUUCUUGCUGGCGCUGCGCUUCGUUUCGGCCGGUGUCGUCUCGGAGGCUCGUUCCCCUCGACGGGGCUUCGCCAAUGCUCUCUGGUUCCUCUUCUUGUCUCUCCUGCAGCUCAAGCUUUUCUUCGUGUGUCAAAAUUACAGACAGGAGAGGCGACCGCCAGAUCCCCUCGCCCGCAAGACUCUGACUCUACUGCUUUCCGUCUGCCUGCCGUCACUGUUCCUUAUCUUGACGGGAGCUGAUUACAUGACCCCACUUCGGAGAAAACAGGAAGUCCGCAGCCGACUUCUGUGGGUGGUUGUGGACCUGCUUGAUGUGCUGGACCUGCAGGCCGGGCUUUGGGAGGUGCAGGGAACAACAGGCGUUCCUCUUUGGGUGGAGGGUAUAGUUUUCUUUUAUUGUUACGUGUUGCUGUUGUUGCUCCCGUGUGUGUCGCUAACAGAGCUGGGUGCAGCUGCCCUGCCCGGACUACAGGCAGCUCGGAAGGAGGCGAUUUAUCCGUGGCUCAGUUUGGUCACCAUUAACUUGUUCACACUGGUGCCCAGAGGGGUUGGGAUGUUAUGGUACAGGGACCCAAGGGUGUCAACUGUGUUCCUGGGGAAAAACCUGCUGGCUCUUGCGGUUAAGCUCAGCUCUGCCUGGGAGAGACACAGAAAGGGCAGGGGAGGAGUCCAGGGAGCCGGUGCUGCCGCCGGAAGCGGAAACCAGACUCGAGGGGCAACCUCGGAAGCAACGACGGUGCAGGAGCAAGGGUGCACGUCUCCAACGGUGCCAUCUACACGCUACCACUCACUUUCACGCACACACGCGCACAGCCUGGACCCCACCGAGACCUCGCUGGGACCGGCUUACAUUUCCCAUGAACUUUAGAAGUCUGCUGUCCUAAAACUGCCACAGACGGGAUUGUAUGGGUUUAUGGCUUUAUCCCUGUGGUUUUAAGCCAAAAUUAACAGAGAUAACGUAUUAGCACACUUUGCCAUUUGUAUAAUUGAUCAUUUGUAAAGCCAAACAUGAGCAGCCUAGCGUGGUGCGAAGCUUCCAGACAAAAUGAUAAUAAGGUUGAAGUUGGAGCGGUUUUAAUUAAGUGCCUUCUUUAAAGAGCGACAAUUAAUAUUGUUAC